This is a messenger RNA of Anguilla rostrata (American eel), 7348 nucleotides long. Its product is annotated as RE1-silencing transcription factor-like. The record is from RefSeq and is a predicted model, not a curated record. Lineage: Eukaryota; Metazoa; Chordata; Actinopteri; Anguilliformes; Anguillidae. Gene Ontology annotation, cellular component: nucleus. The transcript has 5 exons. The coding region runs from base 363 to 3338 and encodes 991 amino acids. Gene Ontology annotation, biological process: positive regulation of transcription by RNA polymerase II.
AAAGAACUUGGACCAUGUGGCGCCUUACAAAAAUGUUAUAAGCUUGAUGUAAACGGGGUUUAAAUGGACAACCCAAACGAUGAAUGGCAGUAUUAUGCGAUAAGGUACCAUGUUGCAUACAAUGAAAACGCACGGUUUUAAGUUAGUGCAAAAUUAAUUUGUUUUAAGACUUCCUUGUUGUCAAAUAGGGAACUUCCAAGCCGGGGCAGUGACGCUCGUGCGCGGUGACGUCACCCAUCAUUGUCUGCUCUCGGAUCGGUGUGCUGGAAUGUGAGGGCUAGAAGCGAACAGUGCGGAAAAAAAGUGCAAAUAUAUUUUGUUAAAAGUUUCUAAACAGAAGGUGCGUAUCGACGGAGCGGAGCAUGGCGCAGACGGUCCACCCCGCCGUGGUGUGCAUGUUCGCCCCCCCCGUGGGCAUCCCCAUGGAGGGCGAGGCGCUGGCCGUGCCCCAGCUGGUCAUGCUGGCUAACGUGGCACUAACGGCAGAGGGCGGAGCCUGCGACUUCGGGCUGGAGGAGAAGCAGAUGGUGGAGCUGAAGACCGUGGGCAGCGGCAGCUACACGGACAGCGAGGAGGAGGAGGAGGAGGAGGACGAGGACAGCCUGCUGGGGUACGAGUUCAAGGAGCACGGCGAGAUCCAAACCGCCGUCCUGCACCCGGUGACCCCGCUGCCUCCUGCGGGAGAGGGGGAGGAAGAGGAGGACGAAGGAGGAGAGCAGAGCGGCAGGGCCGGGGCCGGGCAGAGGAAGCGGGCCCCGCCCGGAGACCCGGAGCUCGCCGGCGCCCCCCCGGCGGCCGCCAAGCGCAAGCGGGGGGCCCCCCCCCCCGGCGAAGACCUGCGGAAGAAGAAGCCGUUCCACUGCAAGCCCUGCCAGUACCAGGCGGAGAGCGAGGAGGACUUCGUGCGCCACAUCCGCGUCCACGGCACCAAGAAGCUGGCGGUCGUGGCGGCCACCGAGGGGGAGGAGCCGCAGGGCGAGGCGGGGCCGGAGGCGGGCGCCGCGGCGACCGGGGAGGCGGCGGUCCACAGCAAGGGGGUGAUCCGCUGCGAGCGCUGCGGCUACAACACCAACCGCUACGACCACUACCUGGCGCACCUGAAGCACCACAGCAAGGGCGGGGACAGCCAGCGCGUCUACAGGUGCACCAUCUGCACCUACACCACCGUCAGCCAGUACCACUGGAAGAAGCACAUGAGGAACCACUUCCCCAGCAAGCUCUACACCUGCGCGGAGUGCUGCUACUUCUCCGACCGCAAGAACAACUACGUGCAGCACAUCCGCACCCAUACAGGUGAACGGCCGUUUCACUGUCCUUACUGCCAGUACACGAGCUCUCAGAAGACCCACCUGACCCGGCACAUGAGAACACACUCAGGCGAGAAGCCGUUCAAGUGCGACAACUGCAGCUACGUGGCGGCCAAUCAGCACGAGGUGACGCGGCACGUGCGGCAGGUGCACGGCGGGCCCAAGCCGCUGAGCUGCCCGCACUGCCCGUACAAGACGGCCGACCGCAGCAACUACAAGAAGCACGUGGAGCUGCACGUGAACCCGCGGCAGUUCCUCUGCCCCGUCUGCAGCUACGCCGCCUCCAAGAAGUGCAACCUGCAGUACCACGUCAAGUCCCGCCACCCGGGCAGCGCCGACAUCACCAUGGACGUGUCCAAGGUGCGGCUGCGGGUCAAGGGCCCGGAGGCGGGCGCGGGGGGCGCCGGCCGGAGGAGGGCCCGGAGCGGCCCGGCGGCCAUCGCGGAGGAGCAGGAGGAGCAGGAGGAGGAGCCGCAGAAACGCGGCGGAGGCGCUGGAUACCGAGAGGAGCGGCGGCAGCGGGAGGAGGAGGAGGAGGAGGAGGAGGAGGAGGAUUCCUCAGGGCCCAUCAACCUCUCCAUCAGGAGGACCGGUAAAACCGGCAGCGGGCUCGUCGCCGGAAAGGAGAGGAGGGAGCAGAGCGUUCCGGCGGACAGGGAGGAGGCGCUCCAGGAGAGAGGAGGCGCGGUUAAAGGGGAGGAGCGUAAGACGGAGAAACAGAGAGACCGGGCCGCGCCGGAGAGGAGGAAAGACAGGACUGGCGGGAAGGCCGCCAAGGUCAGCGGAGCGGCCAGGAAGGGCGGGGUGGAGAAGCAGGCGCAGGCGGAGGCUGUUCAAUCAGAGCAGGGGGCGGAUCAGAGCGGCGGGGGGAAGAGGAGACGGGCGGAGCGCAAGGCGGGGAGGCCGAAACGCGAGCAGAGUUCCGGGGCGAUGUCAGACGCCCCGUCGGACCCGGGAGAGGAGAGAAGCGCAGGAGUCGCCGGGGAGGCGGAGGUGAAGAAAGAGAAGAGGAGCGGCGGAAAGAGGAAGAACGCGACUAAGAAGGGGGCGAGGACGGAGCGGAACGUCGCUAUGGAAACGGAGGCGCUACCUGGGGUUCAGGGCGAGAUCCCGGAAGAACCCCCGAAGGAGGAGUCGAAAUCGAAGACCAAAGUGGGGAGAAGGAAGCCGGGGGCCGUGGAAACGGCAGCGCCAGGGAGAGGGGAGCAGCCCGCCUCGGCCACCCGGAGCAAGAGGAGGCGACUGGAGGAGAGCGAGGGAGCGGAGAGCCAGGCCCCCACGCCAAAGCGCCGCAAGGCUGAGAGACGCCCGGCGGGGCGGAGCCAGAAGGCCGCGCCCGAACCCCCGGGUGUGCCCGCGGUGGAGCCCGAAACGACCGGCGAGGGCGCAGAGGAGGAUGCUGGGACCUCACUGUGCAAAGACGGCAGCCCGGUCGCAGAGUUCCGGCUCGUGCUGGAGGAGGAGGAGGAGGAGGAGGAGGAGCAGACGGCGGACCGGCUCCAGAGCCCAGAGGGCAUGGGGGCUUUAGCCGGGCCGAGCUCAGGGCAGGAGGAGCCGGAGGGGGCGGGGGCGGGGGCAGCCACGGAGGACUGCUCUGCCCCCCAGCAGCUGGAGCUGGCGGAUGGCAGCAAGGGGGGCCCCUCCCCCAGCCAGCCCGCCCGUGUGGCCCCCGGGAAGAAGGCCCUGCCCCCGCUGGAGCUGCCCCGAGCGGGCAGCACGCCAGGCGACGGCGAGGAGGACGAGGGCAUCCACAGCCCCGACGGCAGCGACAUCAGCGACAGCGUCUCCGAGGGCAGCGACGACUCCGGGCUCAACGGCCUCACGGGCCACGCCCCCAAUAAAGAUAGCCCCUCCCAGACUGAGAUGGCACAUGCGCCGGUGGAGGAAAGCCACACCCCCUCCAAACUCACGAGUCACACCUGCAUCUUCUGCGACCGCGCGUUCCCUGUAGAGGUGGAGUACCGACGCCACCUGAACCGGCACCUGGUGAACGUGUACUACCUGGAGAGCGCCGUCAGUGAGGAGCAGUGAACCCGCCGUGCCCUGGGGGGGGACGGGGGGGACGGGGGGGGGCAGGCCCCAGGCUCUCACACUGUACUAUGGAUCGCUUCCGGCAUUUUAUGAUGUCAGAAGCCAGUCAUUUUUCCUAAUGCUUUUAAAUUCGGUGUCUCUUUUAUAACUUUUGUAUUUCCUGUUUGUGAUUCAUAGUAAUUGUCUUUUUCUCAGCUUUCCCAGAGUGAAAGACGCUACAUCCUCAGUGCAGUGGAGACAGGAGCUUAUCUUGCUGUGUGUUCCCCUUUAUUGUGUUCUUGAAGGCCGGUGUGACGUAGCUUUACAGAGACGAGCAUCCAAAUUCUCCCAAACUGGCUCAACGUCAUUGGCUCUGUGUCGAUUUGUGUCUCUCUUCCUGGCCCAAAACUUUAUUCCAGUUGCACUGGAUCACAAAAAAAAAGUAUAAUUACAUGUAUAUUCAGGGUUUGUGAGAUGGACGAAUCAUGGGAAGGAUUCUCUUGUGAUAUCACUGUUUGCCGCUGUUACCAUGACGUCAGUGGAAUAUGGGAUUAUCUUGAGAACAGCGGAAAGACUCUUGAAUUCCAGAAUUCCUGUUGGUGUUUCCAUGUAACCCUGGCAACCAGAGCCUUUGAAGGACUGUUUCCUGUUGGAAUGAGCUUCCAUUUCUUUACUCUGGGUCAGAGGUGGGCAGUUCCGGUGUGUGCGCAGCUUUUUGUUUCCACCAAUUGCCCUGGCUAUAUGAGCUAACUGACUGUUUACCCCAACACUGGUUCACUCAUAGAGGGACACAUAAAAACAGUCAUUCGUGUGCCAAUCUAAAAUGUAGUUUAAAAUGUUAUGGGCUAACUGAGUCAUUAAGGCCAGAAGUUGGCAUGAAAACCGGACAGACAUGCUCACCUCUGCUCUGGAUCAUCCUGGCCAAGAACAGCAGUGAGUAGCGCUGCCCCUGCUGGAAAAAGGUGGCACGACGCUUAUGGAUGUUUCUAAAAUGAAAAAGAACCAAAGACGGCCCUCAGCAUAAUAACAGGGCUUGUGUUUUUGUUUUUGUUUGUUUUGUUUUUUUCCUCAGUUCAGUGAAAGAAGCUCACGUUUGGCCUGGAAAUAGCACCAGUCGUUCUGACUUGUUCCCACUUCACCCAGCUGCCAGUGACUGUGUGCCUGCCAUGCUUUCUGAUUUCUUUGAGCACUUUUGAAAGAACGUGUAUUCCUUAACACACUUUUAAAAAAUGUAAUAAAAACAUAUCGUUUUUAUUUGUAGCUGUAGUUUAGUUUUAAGAUACUGGAGUGUGUGUGUUUUUCCACACAGCCUCCAAACUCUAUGCAGUGGAACAAAUAUUAAUUUGGUCUGCUCUGACCCGAUAGCCCUACCUUCUGUCCCGAUGCUUCUGUUCAGGCAGGCAGUGUUUCCCUCUGUCGGUCAAGAGCUCAAGAAGGGGUAGUGACAGUUGGCAAGUCAAGGCCAACUCAACACAUAUGUACAAAAUAUCAGAUAGGGGUUGUAGGUAGACAUCUUGCUGUUUUAUGUUCAACGGAGUUGAGUAGGUUUCCCUUUGAUAGCUGAAUUAUAUUUCUGUGUACAGCAUAUUUUAUUGUAGAUGGACUCUUUUUAUUGCAGUUGGGGUUGCUAUUCAUUUAUAUUCAUGUGAAAAUGUACAUAUUUUAUAAAAUUUUCUUUGUUCAACAUUAAAUAGUUUCUUGAGCAGAUAAGUUCAUUGUGAACCAUUUUGUGGUCACAUCAUGUUUGUGCUGGUAGUGAUUCAGGUCAAAUAAUCUGGAUGAGAAAAAAAAACUGUCUUCAAACAUGAGCCUUGCUACCAGCAAUGGCAAAACUCCUGAUUUUUUAACCGUGAGUUACCCGUUUAACUGUUGAUCACAAAACAUGACUUCUGGGGAUGUGCGGUAUCAUUGUGUGACUGGUCAUGGUGGGGUCAUUGUGUGACUGGUCAUGGCGGGGUCAUUGUGUGAUUGGUCAGGCAGGAUCACUGUGUGAUUGGUCAUUGCGGGAUCAUUGUGUGAUUGGUCAGGCAGGAUCACUGUGUGAUUGGUCAGGCAGGAUCACUGUGUGAUUCGUCAUGGCGGGGUCAUGGCGGGAUCAUUGUGUGACUGGUCAGGCAGGAUCAUUGUGUGAUUGGUCAGGCAGGAUCACUGUGUGAUUGGUCGUGGCGGGGUCAUGGCGGGAUCAUUGUGUGACUGGUCAGGCAGGAUCAUUGUGUGAUUGGUCAGGCAGGAUCACUGUGUGAUUGGUCGUGGCGGGGUCAUUGUAUGAUUGGUCAUGGGGGGGUCAUGGCGGGAUCAUUGUGUGACUGGUCAGGCAGGAUCAUUGUGUGAUUGGUCGUGGCGGGGUCAUUGUAUGAUUGGUCAUGGGGGGGUCAUUGUGUGAUUGGUCACGGAAGGGGUCAUUGUGUGAUUGGUCAAGGCGGGCCCUCUAUGUCCUGUGCUGAUCAGCUCUGCUUUUCGGAAAAAGGAGGCAUUGUGGAUGGGAAGAGGAACGAGGUUCUGAGCAGUACAUGUGAUGAAUAAAAUGAUUGUUUUUUCAUUUCAUGUUUUCUUCUUUUUGAGAAAAUGUCCAAAGAUUUAAGAAAAAAAGUAUUCCAUUGUUUUACUGUUGCUGCUGAAAGAUGCAGGCUUGUUUUUUUUAUGCCCAAAACGUGUUCUGUGACAUCUUUGACAAUCAGUCUACGAUCGGUUCAUUGCCAAUUUGUAAAGGUUUGCAUUGAUACUAUUAAUGAACAUUCAGUACUUUCAUUUAUUUUGAAUUCAGUUAUGGCUGCUGGCUGUCAGUGUAGCCAAGCGGACUUUUGAUAUGUUGUAUUCAGCUGUAAUAAUAAAGGCAAACAGUGCAACCAAUCCUGUGCGUUAAAGUUUAAAGUUUUUAAAAUCAGGAAUUCUGUUUGGAGCGUUUGCCUUAUUUGGCGAGAUUUCUCUGCCACAAAACGUGCUUCCAAAGCUGGACUUUCCAUAGAUGUUUUAAGUGAUUCAACAUGUAUUUGUCUUGUUUCUGCAGGUAAAAAGGAGCACAAGUAAAACAUUUUGUAUGUUCAUAUAAUCGGAGUGAAGUUGGUAAAGCUUGAAUAGACUGGGUGUGAAGAAACACUGAUUAGAAAGUACAGGUAAAAUAUCAGUAGAUUCAGCUUUUUGUGCGUGUGUGUGUACGUAUGUGCGUGCGUGUGUGUGUGUGCGUGCUUACGUGUGUGUGUUUGUGUGGGUGUGUCUGUGCUUUUUGAAAUUUCUCUACGAGCGCCUAUAGUGAUUUGCAUUUCCCCUGCAUUAAAAAGCAACUUGAUGUAUGACUGUAUGGCCCAUGCUUAUAGUUAAAAAAAAAAAAUCCCGUGCAAUACACAUGAGAGUGAUACCAAAGCAAGGCAAUGCAGAACUGAAAAAGAAUGUGUCCAAUUUGAGUCCCUGAGUGCAGCCAUCUUUCUUCCGAAAAUGUUGUGGUUUCAGUCCUAAAUUCUACACAGAAAUGCACUCUCGAGUGGUGAGGUUCUUCAUCACGAUGUGUAUGAACUCCCGUGCUUUAGCCCAGUGUAAAAUUAUCAUUUAUAAUUGCUCUUUUCACUUAUUGGUAGAAUUAUCAGGUAUUUCUCAUUUCUUUUUGUUUUCAGAGUGCUGGUACUGUUUUGCGUUCUGCUUUUCAUGUAAAGUCUGUAUAUUUGCAUUAUUUUUUACCAUCUGCUGUUUCUCCUGUGUGAUUAUGAGAUAUCCACUUUUUCCUGUUGAAAGUUUUUCAUUUGGCACAGUGACUGUGCCACAUACCUUUAACUGAAAAAAGUGUAGUCUGUUGCAUUAUUAGUGAUCCUUACUCUGAGUACAAUGUUUGGAUAACUUUUACUUGUGCUGAAUGAAGUGCAAAUGUUUUGUGCAUUUCAAAAAAUGAAUGAAUGAAAGCUAGAUGGUGAUAAGAAAAAUCCUGAUUCACAUUUGAUUACUCUUUUUUAUUUUUUAUUAAGACCUGUUCUCUGAUCUGUAGAUGAACUAGAAUUUCCCCAAAUGUAUCUGCUUCAAUAAAAGCUGGAGGUACUGUGGUA